AUAGGACGGGCGGCGGCGCCCAGAGCCGCGCGGCGGAGCCGACCCGAGCCACGCUGAGCGGCGCCGGAGCAGGCGGCCGGACCCGGCGCACCCAUGCUGCUGACGCUGGCCUGGGGCUCGCUUUUCUUCCCGGGGCUCUUCGCGCUCAGCACCUGGGCGCUGCGCCGCUGGCGGCCCGCAUGGAGCUACAACGACUGUGUGAUGGUCGGCACCAGGGUGGUUUCAUCAGUGCAGGCAGUGCUGGCCACCGGGGCAGGGAUCAUCAUCAUCCGUUCCUGCAGCGACGUGGUCUCGGACAGGCACUGGCUUACCCGAGAAUAUGUCUGGUUUUUGAUUCCAUACAUGGUCUAUGACUGCUACGCUAUGUACUUCUGUGAUUGGUGCCGAAUCAAAGACCAUACUCCUGGACACUCCUUUGUUUUUCGAAACUUCCUGAGUCAAAACCGCCUCAUGAUCAUGCACCAUAUGGUUAUUCUCUUUGUCCUUGUGCCAGUUGCACAGAAGUUCCGGGGAGACCUUGGAGACUUCUUUGUUGGCUGCAUUUUCACAGCAGAAUUGAGCACCCCAUUUGUGUCAUUGGGCAGAGUUCUCAUUCAGCGAAAGCAGCAGCACACCCUUUUGUAUAAAGUGAACGGAAUCAUCACGCUGACCAGCUUCUUUUGCUGUCGGAUCCUUCUUUUCCCCUUCAUGUAUUGGUCCUAUGGCCGACAGCACGGACUCAGCAUGCUCCAAGUGCCAUAUAAUAUCCCUUUCUUCUGCAAUGUGGCCAAUGCCUUCCUCAUCGCUCCCCAGCUCUACUGGUUCUUUCUGCUGUGCAAAAAGGCACUCCGGCUCUUUGACACUCCCCAAGACAAAAAGGAUGGAUAACAGCCCCCAGAAGUUGGGUAGUGAGGUUGUCUCCUCACACUAGCUGCUGCCUCUACUCAGUAUUCCAUGGACCAAACUGUGCCCUAGGUGGCCUCAGCCUUUUCGGUAUUGAUAAGCAGAUGGCUCUGAGUUUUUCUUUUAAAAUAUUCCUAUUACUUCCCUCUUUUAACCUGCCCUUUUGCAAAAGCACUUUUUAUGGUUAACAGCUAUUGGGUGCUAUCAGCUCUCUGCUACCACCAGCAGUUAAUAUAAGCCCAGGGAUCCUGCCUUGGGUCUUAUCUCAAGAGCUCUGGGAGGUUGAAGAAUGGGACAUGAGGCUGGUGGACCACAGUGCUGAGUGUCUGGGCACUCACCUAUUUACUCUGCAACUACUCAGGGCAGUAUCCACAGUACUCGGCCAGCAGAAGCAAAUGACGGCGACUUGGAUCUUAAAAUGUCUUGCACUGUUGGCCUGGGAAGAUCAUUGUGGGUAUGUAGUUUUUUGUUUACUAGAUAGUCCAUGAACAGUUCUUGGCCUCAUCCUGUCAUCCAUGUGUCAACAUUGAAUUUUCAUGUUCACUGGCAACACGUAGAAGAAAGGGUUGGAAACAUGAAGUACUUGAGUAGGUAGGGCGGCCAGUAGAGGUCAACUUGUGUUGGCAGACUGACUUGCUAAAGGACCAGAAUCAAACUUGUAAGCUUGCUGCAAG
Messenger RNA from Octodon degus (degu), 1556 nucleotides. RefSeq names its product family with sequence similarity 57 member A (gene Tlcd3a). The coding region runs from base 94 to 867 and encodes 257 amino acids. Gene Ontology annotation, biological process: lipid homeostasis. The transcript is spliced from 5 exons. The record is from RefSeq and is a predicted model, not a curated record. Gene Ontology annotation, cellular component: endoplasmic reticulum; membrane. Lineage: Eukaryota; Metazoa; Chordata; Mammalia; Rodentia; Octodontidae.